AUGCUCUCCAUCAAGCCCCUCCUCGCCUUCGCCGCCCUGGCCCUUACCGCCUCCGCCUCAAAGUGCGACACCCACCAACUCUACUGCGGCAGCACGCUCAAGUCCGCCCGCGGCUGGACAAACAACGAAAUUCAAAGCAAGUGCCUCCGCAGCACCUGGAACGAUGGCCAGUACCCGGCCAUGGACCAGAUCGACAAGUCGCUGUUCAAGUGCGGUAGUGCGGGCGACGCUCUGGUGUGGAUUAAUGGACGCGUUCCCUGUGGGAGGUGUGUUGAUGGCGGAGCUGGAAAGCCUGAUUACUGUGCUUAG
Bipolaris zeicola 26-R-13 is the source of this 309-nucleotide messenger RNA. RefSeq lists its product as uncharacterized. NCBI's taxonomy places the organism in Eukaryota, Fungi, Ascomycota, Dothideomycetes, Pleosporales, Pleosporaceae. The transcript is spliced from 2 exons. Bases 1 to 309 code for a protein of 102 amino acids. The record is from RefSeq and is a predicted model, not a curated record.